Molecule: messenger RNA, 2244 nt
Organism: Babesia microti strain RI
Lineage: Eukaryota; Apicomplexa; Aconoidasida; Piroplasmida; Babesiidae
Exons: 3
Coding region: 1-2244 (747 amino acids)
Source: RefSeq, a predicted model, not a curated record
AUGGAUAUUGAUGAUUUUUCGCCAAAUAAAAAAUUGGAAUAUUCCCAAACCGCUACUUGUGCCAGUAAUUUUGAAAAAAAUAUCUUCAAGGAUAAGUUGAUAUCAUUUCUAUCCAAUACCCGUCCAUACUUGAGGCUUAAAGAGUUCGAUCUAAUUUUAUCCAAUCUUUAUGGCCUCCCUAGGCUUGAAGUUGUCAAUUUGUUCAGCUCAGUGUCCAAGGAACUGACCAGUAGGAACAUUUCCGUUAGGAAACUAUACAAACUUUCAGCUGCUUGGAUUUACUGUACCAAUACUACGCAAAUAAAGAAGUAUCCGAAUUUGAAGAAUGAAAGGCUACUCAUUUGGUGUUAUACAGGAUUGUUCAACAACAUUAAUGUGGCACUUAAGUAUCUACUGUAUCUACUAAGGAAAGAUUCCGUCGGUGUCAAUUCAAUUCACAAUUUUUACAGAAAAUUGUGCAAUGAAUAUAAUAAAUAUACGACUGUUGAUGAUCUACUUGACAUGGUUCCGAAGAUCCAAAUAGACAGCAACUGCGACCGGAUUACCUGCUGUCUAAUAUAUUUUUUUGCCAAUACUUUCAAAUAUUACAACAGUUAUGUCUAUAGUAAAGAUAACUUUGCUGAUAUAGACGAAAUACACUCCAAAUUGUAUCUAAGAUUGCAAAGUGAGAAGUGCCCGUGCUGGAAGAAACUAAUAUUAGCACUGAUAAAAAUUUAUCUAUCCAUGGGCCAAGAUACUGGAAAAUUGAUAGAUAAAUUUGGAAUAACUACUGGCGAAUCUGUUUAUUAUAAUAACAUAAUAAAAGCGUGUAGCCACAAUACUUUGCCAGAAUUAGAACGCGUGAAUUUGAAGGAGGUGAAGAGGAUCAUUAGAUACUCCAAAGAAUGGAUGGUCUUAUUGACUGAAUCCAAUGAAACAAUCGAGGGACUAAUCAACAAUAUAACAUUGGCCAGAAAUGUCUUGUUUACGCUGAAAGAAAUUGAUAUAUUUGAUAAGGAUGAGUGGAUAGCAUCUGGCAUUUGGGCCCUGGCACUCAUCUCAGGAAAUCAUAUAGUGAGGUCCACAACGACCAAAAUGGUGGUUAGUAUACAAGAACUCUCAAAUCCAAUAGCAGAAGUAUCUCUGGAUUUAUUGUUGUACGAAAUGUUAAUUGGAAUACUACGCUAUGUACAAACCAAAAUGCAAGUGUUAGCUCGCAGUGGCUUGGUGACUUCAUUUAUCGCAUUUCUGUUAUGUGGAUUGUCGCAAUAUUGGCAAAUAAUGGAAUUCGCCGAUGCAGAAAUUGUUGGGAAACUACUUUUGCACUUUAUACCCAGUAUAAAUCCAAACGGCGAGUACAUCUAUUCGCAGAACCAAUCCACUCUUAUACCGGUAGAGGUGUUAGUUAAGAGUGCACUAAAAAUAGCGCUUCCCGAAUAUAUCCUAGAAGCAUCUUUCACAUUUAUCCAGGUCAGACCCACAGAUUUGUCAAAGGGCGAGGCUUAUUUGCAAAGAAUGGCCUACUACAUAUUCAUCUACUCUAACAUUUUUCCUGGUGGCCCCAUACAUAAGUUUAAGGUAUUUACUUCUUACUUGGUGAGAUGGACCAUAUUCCUUUCCCGUUUCAGCGAGUUCACUCUCCAUCAAAUCCGUCUAAUGACUGCCAUCCUGUCUAACGUAUUAUCGCUUAUUCUAAGAAAGGGUUCUAGUAAGAUGGAAUCUAUAGUUUCGCUAGUAAACGUGAUAUUCACAGCGUUCACCAGCAACCCAGCAUUGGACUCUAUGUGGAAUAAGAGGGGUAGGAGGAUUGAAUCAGGGGAAUUGAUGGAUGAAAUAAGCAGAUUUUUAGCACUCACUUAUAUCAUAUAUCCCAGUGGGCUUAUCCCUUCCGGUGGUAAUGGUGGAUCUAGCAUCAAAUACUGUGCUAGGCAGACUAUUAAAGGUUUCAUCACUCAAUUUAUUAAGUUGUUGCCAAUGGAAAGCAGAAAGUUACCUAAAUUCUCGUUGUUGUGCGAUGUAUUUGAGGCGGAAGAGGAGCAAACCUGUGUGAUCAAUGAUAAAAAAUCAAUAAUUGAUACAAAUAUGGACCUUGUUGGCAAUGGGGACAAGAGGAGGCGUUACAAUUAUCACUUUAAGGCUAAUGAUGAUUUCAUUGACUUUGAAACUGAUAAAAACUUAGGGAUGCUGUUAGUUAGAGAUGAAUUGGGGGGAGAAAUUGAAGUAAGGCCCGAAUGGAAGUGCCUGAUAGGCAGUAUAUUAGAUUAA